Zingiber officinale is the source of this 797-nucleotide messenger RNA. RefSeq lists its product as uncharacterized. The transcript has 2 exons. The record is from RefSeq and is a predicted model, not a curated record. The coding region runs from base 229 to 579 and encodes 116 amino acids. NCBI's taxonomy places the organism in Eukaryota, Viridiplantae, Streptophyta, Magnoliopsida, Zingiberales, Zingiberaceae.
GCUAAUCUCCCCCAAUUCUUCUCCUUCCGCUUCUCUCUCGUUCGACGACGGCUGCCCUUCGCCGGAGAAACUAAGGUCCGGUCGAUCUCUCCUCUUCCGACGCCGCCUCUAAUUUUUUUUUUUUUCCUUUUUUUUUGGGGGGCUGGUGGUACACUGUAUUUUGAUUUCACUGGGUUCAUUUCACCAAUCGAGGGCGUCCUGGCUGACGUGGCGGGAGGGAGGGUCAGGAUGCUGAGCGAACCAGAGAAGAAGCUAAGCUCGGCGGGGAAGCGGAAGGGCCGCGAUCAGGGCGAGGCCCAAUCCGUGGCGGAAACGAAGCGAGCUCGGGCCGAGAUCGAGGCCACGGCCCAGGGGAAGGACAACAGGCUCCUCGCCGGCUUCCUCGCGCACGAGUUCCUCUCCGGGGGCACGCUGCUCGGGCGGCGGUGGGAUCCGUCGAAGGGUGCCUUCGAGCAGGGCAUACUUCCACCGGCCUCCGGCGCGUACAGCCAGGCGUCGUACUUGUUGCUGAAGGCGGAGGGAACCCACAUCCCCGGCGUGGUGAACCCUAGCCAGCUCGCCAGAUGGCUUCAAAUGUGAGCGAGGGGGAACUUGAAUCAAACUAAAAAAAACAGAUGAAUGUUAAAGACAUACAAAGUCCAGGAGGUGGAACUCCAGAUAGAUGGAAGCCAAGUGGUGGAAUUCCUCGCAUGUGGAAUUCGAAGAAGUCUUGGCAAGUGGAAGUGUAUGGAGGACGGAGUCAACGUAGGUCCAGUCUGGGCAGUACUCCGCCCCAAAAUAAAAAUAAAUUAUUAUAC